Molecule: messenger RNA, 1230 nt
Organism: Rhizophagus irregularis DAOM 181602=DAOM 197198
Lineage: Eukaryota; Fungi; Glomeromycota; Glomeromycetes; Glomerales; Glomeraceae
Source: RefSeq, a predicted model, not a curated record
AUGCUUUCGAUAUUUGGAUGCCCAGUAAAAAUUUUUUGUAACAAAGAAACGGUUACAAUAAAUGUAAGAAAUAAAGAAACUAAUGAAAAAAUUAAAUUGUACGAUUACGUUAAAAAAAAAUGUCCGUCAUUAAUUGGAGAUAAAGCGUAUUAUUAUCCUACUCCUUGGAUUGGAAAUGGUCAUGUUCAAACUGCUUAUGCCGCUUUCCAGAAAUUCGAAGAUAUUCAUUUAAUUGAUUAUGAGAGAAAAAUUGUCUCGACACCUGAUGGAGGACAAAUUGCUGUUGAUUGGACUCCUCCGCUUAGUAAAAAACCAUUUGAUGAUACUCCAACAAUCGUCGUCUUACAUGGACUAACCGGAGGAAGUCAUGAAUCCUAUAUUAGGUGUAUAUUAGAUAUUUUGGUUAAUCCACCACAUAAUUAUAGAGCAGUUGUAAUUAAUUUUCGCGGAUGUGCUGAAUCAGAUAUUACGUCACCAAGACUUUAUUCAGCUGCUGCAACUGAUGACAUUAGAUCAGCUAUACGUUAUAUUAGAGAAUGCAUUCCCGAUGCUCCGUUAUUAGGUAUCGGAUUUAGUAUGGGUGCAAAUAUUUUAGUUAAGUAUCUUGGGGAAGAAGGAGAAAAUACUCCUUUGUCUGCCGCAGCUUCGAUUGCGAAUCCCUUUGAUCUUGUCAAUGGAAGUAGAGCAUUGGAAGGAACUUAUGCUGGAAAAUACAUUUAUUCACCUGCUAUGGCAAGUAAUCUUAAAGAAGCACUUGCAAGACAUGAACAUAUGAUGAAAAAAGAUAAAAGAUUAGAUUUGGAAUAUGUAAAAUCAGCAAAUACAUUAAGAGAAUUUGAUUCAAGAUUAACAACAGUAAGUUUCGGUUAUGAAACAGUAGAUCAUUAUUAUAAAGAUGCAAGUUCAUCACAAUUUAUACCAAAAAUUAAAAUACCAUUAUUAUGUUUAAAUGCUGAAGAUGAUCCAAUUGCUUCACAACAAUGUAUUCCUUAUAAUGAAUGCAUUUAUAAUUCAAAUAUUAUCUUAGCUACUACUUAUUAUGGUGGUCAUCUUGGCUGGUUUACUGGUUUGUGGAAACCAACUAGAUGGUGUAUUAAACCAUUAUCUGAAUGGUGUAUUGCUUUUUUAGAAAUUUAUGGAAAUUCUAAUAAUAACAAUUCUUUAAAACAAUCAGAUGAUGAAGAAAGUAAUUCUUCAAGUGAAGUAGAAACUGUUGUUGAUGAUAAUUAA